CCGUGUAAUUUUUAUUUUCGGAGCAUAAUAAUAGAUGUUUGCGUGGGAAUCAGUUGUUAUUUCUCUGGUUGUGGAAGAAAUUAUUGUUUAGCAGACUUAUUAUUUAUUGUUUCUACUUCUUCUAUUUUGUGAUGUGAUUUAUUAUCAUGUUGAGAUACUUGUGUGCGCUGUCACCAUCUGUCAGCAACAUUUAAGUGUAUAUUAAUUAAUUUAUCUACCGGGGGAUUUACAGUGUUUCAUGACAGUGAUAACAGUGACAUUUUCGAUACCAGUUUCUCAGCACGAUGGAGCAUCUACCCGUGUUAAAAGAAAUAUUUUCGAAUAAAUCCGAGGCUGUAAUAGUUGGUAUAAUCAAUCUUACAGUAGAAGCAAAUCCCUGUGAGAGUAGUGAAAUUAUUUUUGAAAAUAUUGUUAACCUAUUAUCAGAAACUGGUGAUUCGACCAUAAAUAACCCUGAAAUGCAAUUUCAUGAGGGUGAUUUAGAUUAUGAGGACGAUUCAGAUUUCGAGGAAGAAGGGGCUGUUGGUUAUGCCAAUCAAUGUGCUAGUCAGGAGGAAAUUAACAGGUACUUCGAAAGAUUGAAAAGUGUGUUUCCUGAUAUUAAUUCAGCUGAACUAAUGGCCAAACUUCAUCAUUAUAAGUACAAUUUAAACUAUGAUGUUAUUGUGGAAGAUCUCACAACCAAUGGUUACACAAUAGAACCAAUUGACUCAACAGACAUUUGGAAUCAACUAAGAGAUAUGUUACCAGAUGCUGAUCCUGAGUAUUUGAGGGAACAGGCUGAGAUUUUAGUUCAAGGCACACCUGAUGCGUUAAGAGCAUUUGUUGAAAAUGCUUUAGAGCAGAAGCAAUACCCCUCAAGGGAAGAUUAUGUGAAGAGGGUUAAAGAACGAAUUGAGUUCCAAAAAUACACAACGAAUUUUAACUUGAAUGAAUACUUGGAAAUAGUACCAAACCCUAUUGAAAAAUAUUCAAACUCAAACAGAAAAUUAAUUUUAGUUGGAGAUGAUGUAGAUCCUAAUGAUAUUAAGUUUGUCAAAGAAGUUUUGUACAAUAAAUACAGAUUUCUCAGGAGAAAAUGUAUUGAUAUGGUGUUCAAUCCUCAAGUUAAUUUAGUACAGAUCUGCAAUAGACUUGAUAGGUUACCCAAAAGUUUGAGGAAGCCAAGAGAUUUGGUAAAAGAAUCUGAUUCAAAAAAUACUGAAUUGUUACAACUGAUGGCAUAUUUGAAGUAUGGAAAAUUAAUAAGAGAUACAAUAAAAGAGAGAGACUCUCUUUACAAAAAUGCCAAAGAGCAAGCUAGGAAAUUUGGACUUUUGGAAGAAUGCAAAAUUUGUGGUGAUGAUGAGCUGAUUCCAGAGGAAUGCUUUUUCUGCACUAAAGGUUGCAUUUAUUGUAAGGACUGCUUGAAAACAGGUCUAGAGGUUGCUAUUGGUGAAGGAAAUCUUGUUUUUCCUUGUCACUAUUGUGAUGCUGUAUUCAGCCAUGGUACCCUUAAAAUGGUUUUGCCAACAAAAACCUUUGAAAAACUGGAAGGCAGGAUCCAGAGCGAGGAAUUGCGUAAGGCAAACCUCGAAGGUUCAGACGUGUGCCCGUUUUGCAACUACAUCCAAUUGUUCGAGGAAAACGACAAGAUUUUCAAGUGCAAAAAUCCCGAUUGUCUCAUGGAAUCCUGCAGAUUGUGCAGGCACAAAUCUCACAUACCGCAACGUUGCGAGGAGAUCGAGUACGAUGAAGACGUCAAAAUGCGGACCUUCAUCGAGAAUAAAAUGGCCGAGGCAGUUAUGAGGACUUGCCACAAAUGCUCAAAAAAAUUCAUUAAAGAACAUGGGUGCAAUAAAAUGACAUGUUCUUGUGGUGCAACUAUAUGCUAUCUUUGCAAUAAGGGUGAUAUUGACUAUCAGCACUUUCAAGCAGGAAGGUGUGAACUUUACACGGAAAAUUUGACAGCACUCCAUUUAGAAAAUGUUAGACGAGGUGCAAGGGAAGCAAAGGCACAAUUAGGGGCGAAAACUUUUAAAUUUGAUCCGGAAAAGGACAUCGAGAAUUUAAUUCAAUAGAUUUGAGAAUAUGUUCCUAUUAAUACUUAUGAUUUUUUAAUAUUUGUCCGUUAAUAACUUGUUCUUUAUUACUAAUACAUACUAUAAUAUUAUAAUUUUAAUAUAUAUGCAUGCAUUUAAAUGGUGACAUGGUCUCGAUAAAGCUUAAUUGCAAAUUGGUGAGCACUGCUAAUGAUAAUAACAACUUGUCUGUGAUCAAACUCUAUAUUUAGGUGUGAACUACAUACAAACGACUUAACGGCUCUACAUAUGGCGAAUGUGCGACGUGGUGCUAGACAAGCUAAAUUAGACUUGAAGGGGAAGCGAGUGAAAUUCGAUCCUGAGGAUCACAUAGAUGAGCUAUUUGCAUAAACUUUAAUACAUAUGUGAUAUUUUGACUUGGGAUUAUGUUAAAUUUGUGUUAUUAUUAAUAUAACCAUACAAUUUUUUA
Messenger RNA from Aethina tumida (small hive beetle), 2490 nucleotides. RefSeq lists its product as uncharacterized. NCBI's taxonomy places the organism in Eukaryota, Metazoa, Arthropoda, Insecta, Coleoptera, Nitidulidae. The record is from RefSeq and is a predicted model, not a curated record. The coding region runs from base 285 to 2060 and encodes 591 amino acids. The transcript has 7 exons.